AUGGGCACCAGAAACUACUACGAUGUCAUAGCGGCCAACCUCCCGGCCGAACUGGGCACUAAGCUGCGCUCUCUCCCAGAUGAAUUAGUCCCAACCAUCGAUACCGUCUUCCGACUGAUUUCUGGCGACAUCUGUCCCUCCAGCGCUUCAGGCAGUCUACGGACAUCGUGGACAAAAGCCCAGCAGGACAUUUCAGGAGCUAUAGAGCAGUUGAAGAGCGGCGACCGCAGUUCAACUACUAGCUCUAAACGCAGCAGGGAAGAUGACGCUGAAGAUGCACGCACCACAAAGAAAGUGAAGCCCUCUGCAGGCGCGGCGCUACCGGAGGAGGAAGAUCCAGCGCUGUUCACGCUGAAUGCGCUCUCUCUCACUGCACCUAUCCGCAAAAAAGCCGACAUCACGGUCCACCGGCAAACACUACGUCUAACGCAUCCAACUACACACGCUGCGGAGCACCCGCCCAUCCCGCUCUCUGGAUUCCGCCGCGCAUUCCUGCUACCCACGCGCGGGAAGACCAAGCCACACUGGACAGUGCUGCUCAUGCCCUCCGAUGCGCCUGCGCCGACAGGCAAGGCUGCGGCGAAGGAACCUCCUGCUGACGCACCACAGAUCGCUUUCGGGCUCGACGCAACACCGCCAGGCCUCACCACGACCGCGCAUACGGAGGCGGACGCAACUGUCACGACACACCCAAAAGGCAGCCUCGCGCUCCCGUCACUGCGCACGUUCCUCGCACACCUACCGAUCCCGACGCUUGAGCCGUCGACGACCGUGUUUCGCAGCGCCGCCGCGGCGGGCGAACCUGUCGCGGGCGUGGAGGCGUACAGAGGUGCGAAGAGCGGGACGCUGUGGUUCCUCGACGAGGGCGUUCUGUGGGACGGCAGGCCGGCAGAGUUCUGGCCGUUGGCGGAGUUGGCGCCUGGAGAGGAGGGUGCAGAGGGUGUCAGGACGAUCAGUGCGACCGGCAGAAUGUGUUCAAUUAUCCUUCGGAGGCUCGUAGGAAAGGGGAAGACGGAAGGAGACGAGGGCGAGGAAGAGGGCGAAAAAGUCGAAAGUGUGGAUGUUGACUUCGGGAUGGUCGAUGGAAAAGAGCAGGAGGGGAUCGCACGAUGGGUGAAGUGUCGCCGACAACUCUUCGGAAAGCGGAACGAGCUUGUGACAGCAGACGCAAAGGGGAAAGGAAAAGGGAAGGAAAAGGUUGUUCCUAUACCUGUCGAGGACGACGACGAUUCGGAGGACGAAGACUUUAGCCUUGGUUCUGAAGGCUCGGACGGCGGGUCUGCGACAAGCGAUAGUGGAUCCGAGGAUGGUUCUGGCGCGGAUGGGGACGACAAGAGCGAGGAGCUCGGUAGUGGGUCCGAGUUGUCGGACGACGAGGCAGAGGCGGAGGGAGGAGAUGAGGGAGACGAUGAGGAGCUCGACCCAGCACAUCACCCACUCCUACGGCCUGGUGCAAUGCCAAAGCAUAUUUCGCGUGCAGCUCUGGAUGCCGUGGUGGGGAUGGUGGAGGCAGACAUGACGGAUGGGAGGAAGGGUCCUACGGAUGACCAGGUGGAAGAAAGUGAAAGCGAGGAGGAGGAUGAGUUAGAGGAUUGA
Molecule: messenger RNA, 1596 nt
Organism: Sparassis crispa
Lineage: Eukaryota; Fungi; Basidiomycota; Agaricomycetes; Polyporales; Sparassidaceae
Exons: 1
Coding region: 1-1596 (531 amino acids)
Source: RefSeq, a predicted model, not a curated record